Laccaria bicolor S238N-H82 is the source of this 372-nucleotide messenger RNA. RefSeq lists its product as uncharacterized. The record is from RefSeq and is a predicted model, not a curated record. Gene Ontology annotation, biological process: peptidyl-glutamine methylation; tRNA methylation; rRNA (guanine-N7)-methylation. The transcript has 4 exons. Gene Ontology annotation, molecular function: protein heterodimerization activity. The coding region runs from base 1 to 372 and encodes 123 amino acids. NCBI's taxonomy places the organism in Eukaryota, Fungi, Basidiomycota, Agaricomycetes, Agaricales, Hydnangiaceae.
AUGGUCCGCCUUAUUACGCACAACCUCCUUGCGUGCCACGUAAAAGGAUGCACGUCAAACAAUUUCCCUUUGGAGUUCAAGGAUGCGAAGCUUGAGCUGCGGGAGGCCGAAUAUAAUCAAGAAUUCAUCAGGGGGUUUCUGCCAAAGAUUGAGUGGAAGGCGUUGGUUGAUACGGCCAGACAGCUAGGAGAUACCUCGCUACCUCUUGAACAACCGGAAAUGUUGGAUGACGAGUUUUUGAAGAAUUUACACCACGUUCUUCUUGAGGUCCACGUCGAAGAAGGCUCGAUGAUCUGCCCGAACUGCAAACAUGAUUAUCCCAUUUCAAACGGCAUACCAAACAUGCUCUUGGCUGAACACGAAAUAGGGUAG